Messenger RNA from Nannospalax galili (Upper Galilee mountains blind mole rat), 4252 nucleotides. It is a transcript of the gene Map7d2, whose product is annotated as MAP7 domain containing 2. Lineage: Eukaryota; Metazoa; Chordata; Mammalia; Rodentia; Spalacidae. Gene Ontology annotation, cellular component: microtubule cytoskeleton. The transcript has 18 exons. Gene Ontology annotation, biological process: microtubule cytoskeleton organization. The record is from RefSeq and is a predicted model, not a curated record. The coding region runs from base 95 to 2611 and encodes 838 amino acids.
UGGGAGGGCGCGUGCGCAAGCUGACACGCAUCGGGGCUGGUGCGGCGCGAGGGGCUGGACAGUGCGCCUGUGCAGCAGCAUCAAGCGCAUCUCGAUGGAGCGUGGUGGAGGGGACAGUAACGGAGCUGGAGCUCCGCGGUCCGAAGGUGCUGCGCGGGGCGCCUCACUGCUCCCCGGGAAGCCGACGGAAGCCGGGGCGGCGCGGCCAUCGCAGUCCACCCUCCGGUCCGCAGGCAUGGAUGGAUUUUUAAAAUCAGAUGAGAGACAAAGAUUAGCCAAAGAGAGACGAGAAGAAAGAGAAAAAUGUCUGGCUGCCCGGGAACAGCAGAUCCUGGAGAAACAGAAAAGAGCCAAGCUUCAGUAUGAGAAGCAAAUUGAGGAGCGAUGGCGAAAGUUGGAGGAACAGCGCCAGCGGGAAGACCAGAAGAGGGCUGCAGUGGAAGAGAAGAGAAAGCAGAAGCUCCGGGAAGAGGAGGAACGGCUAGAAGCAAUGAUGCGCAGGUCUCUGGAGCGCACACAGCAGCUAGAGCUGAAGAAGAAGUAUUCGUGGGCAGGAUCACCAGCCUCAGGGCUCGGAGGACGUGAGGGUGAAUCAGAAAAUACCCCACCCCCAUCUCUAGGUUUAGCAGCCAGCACCCUCCCUUCGGACGCAGGGACCACUGCAGCUGCUGCCGAGUCCACCAACGCAUGUGACAAACUUUCAACAUCAACUAUGAAUUUGCCAAAGCAGACGGAGCCUUCUAUGAGUAAACGCCUGUCUUCAUCCACCGUGGCAAUAUCUUAUUCCCCAGACCGAGCUCAUCGCAUGCACCUUAGUUCCGCGGAAACCUUUCUUGUUUCGAGACUGCUGACACCCACACAGGCUUCUUUAGCCAGAAGCAGAAGUACACACAUGCUCUCUGAGCAGGCCCAAGACUCAGUAUUCCAUGCCUGUCCUCGUAUAGCUCUCGGCAGCCCUCUCAAAUCUUCAUACAAGUCCUCUCCCACCCGGACCACUGAGAGGAAGAAGGGUACAUCUACAUCUGGCCUAGGAGAUGCUGAGAAGGGAACCCUGGCAGGAGCAGAGCCCUCUCUGAUGGAGAAAGUGAAGAAAGGACAGCAAGUGACAACUUCUGCUUCCACUUGGAGUCUUGGGUCCCCAUUGAGAAGAUGUGGGCCUCCUGAGGACAUUACUAAGAGGUCAUCUUCUCCUGUGAAAUCCAGGACAACUUCAAAGGCAUAUCCACAGUCUCCAAAGACCAUGAAGCCCCCACAUACAGGGUCUCCUGUGAAGUGCCGCUUUCCCCCCAUUCCCGGUGAAGAAGUGUUCAAGAAGAAAGCGGAGAAGGAGAAGAGCAAUAAGGAAAGGGAAGGUGCCUCGGGCCAGCAGACCGCUGGCCUACCCAGAGAAGAAACCCCAGAGAAGCACGCGGCUGACAAGCGGGCCACUGAGAAGCCUGUGGCAGACAAGCAUACCACUGAGAAGUACGCAGCUGACAAACAUGCCGUUGAGAAGUACUUGGCUGACAAGCAUGCUACUGAGAAGCAUGCUGCCACAGGAGGGAAGAAUGAGAGCAUUACAGCCUCAGGGAAACCCACAGCAGGCACCAUUGAUGCAGGGGAGGCUACAAAGAUCUUGUCUGAAAAGAGACGCCAGGCUCGGCUGCAGAAGGAAAAGCAGGAGCAAAAACGACUGGAGAAGGAAGAGCAAGAAUGGUUGGAGAAAGAUGAAUCGAAAAUAAAGGCAGACAAGGAAAGGCUUCAGCAAGAAGAAGCAACCCAUAAGCAGGAAGAGGAAAAGAAGCAGCAGGAAGAGGAGGAGAAAAGAAAGGCAAGAGAGGAGGCAGAACAGAAGGCUAAGGAGGAGCUGUUGUCAAAAGAGAAGCAAGAAAAGGAAAAACAGGAAAAAGAAAAGCAAGAAAAAGCCAGGAUUGAAAAGCAGAAAGCAGCAGCAGAUGCAAAGGCACAGGAGGCAGCUAAACAGUUGCGUCUAGAAAGAGAACAGAUCAUGCUGCAGAUUGAGCAGGAGCGACUGGAGAGGAAGAAGAGAAUAGAUGAAAUCAUGAAGAGAACAAGGAAGAGUGAUGCAUCUCCAGAAGUGAAGGUGGGCAUUCAGAAAGAGGACCGCAGAGUGGCGAUUCAGCCUGCUGCAAAUGUGGAAAAUACAACAAAACUGGCUGUCCCGAACAAAAUAGAAAUCAAUGGAUUGAACACCUGCCAAGAAGCAAAUAGUAUGGGGAAUGCUGUUCCAGAAACCUUUCCCCAAGACAUGUUCUCUAAUGUGUCUAAACCAGUUGGGGGUCUUGUUCACCUGGAUGCCCUUGAUGGGAAAUCAAACAGUCUGGAUGAUUCAACGGAAGAAGUUCAGUCUAUGGAUGUGAGUCCUGUUUCCAAAGAAGAGCUUAUCUCCAUCCCAGAAUUUUCACCAGUGAGUGAAAUGAUUCCUGGGAUGUCUCUGGACCAAAAUGGAACUGGUAAUGCCCGAGCACUUCAAGAUAUCUUAGAUUUCACUGGCCCCCCAACUUUCCCUAAGAAAUCCAGUGAAAACCUCAGCCUGGAUGACUGUAACAAAAACCUUAUCGAAGGAUUUAACAGUCCUGGGCAAGAAACUACUCUGAACACCUUCUGUUGACAGAGACAACAUCCCUUUAAUGAAAGGUGGCGUCUGGAGCACUCAUGAAGCUGUUGAUGUUAAAUUUGAGCUCCUGGCCACCUGAAGAAGCUUCUUUCGCCCUUAACCGCUGGAUUCCAAAUUAUUAGAUUGGAAUGUAACUGUAUUGCUAGGUAGUUUAUAAAACACUGGCCUCUCUUGGUAGCAACCUUGAGAUUUUAGCCUCGUUGGGCUUUAGCAAAGUUUCAUUUUAUGGUUCUAUUUAUGAGCUUCAGCUGCUACUAAAGCACUUCCUGUCCUCCUCUGGUAUCAUAGUGAUCCUCUCAAUAACCUGCGUGAUGCUGGACAGCAAUCUCACUUUAGGACCACUAGCACUCCCAGAGUGGGAGCAUAUAGACAUUUAGAAGUCUCUUCCUAUAAAAUCUUCUAUUUACCCACACCCUAGUUAAACAUGUACUCAACCUGCACUGCAUAUCUCCCUGUCUCUAUUUAGGAGAAGAAAUUUGGCCAUUUUGUCUUCCUCUGAGGUUUCUGUUGAAAAGUACUAUCAAGAAGUCUUUUUUUUUUCUCUAUUAAGCUUUACCACCUGUAAAUGCAUUACUGUUUGGGGGUUGAAGAAGAUUGAAUAAGGAAUUAAAUAGUGGCAACUGUUUCUUUCCUCUUAUGUACAGGAGCAACUGAAUCUAGCAAGGAACGUUUCAUGUCACACCUUAAAAUCUUUGGAAUUAUUAUUCCAAACCAAUUGAAUGGUUUUUAAGCUGAAUGAAUAGAGUCUCAUACAGGUGGUUGGUUUUCAUGUUUUUCCUAUUGUUUUUCUAUUAGAGCUUGAAGUUUUCUUUUUCUUUAUUUGCUCCUGUAUUUGCUUGACUGUAGUAAAACCAUGCAUAAAAAGUCAUAGUACUUUGAAAUGGGGCCCCAAAUUGGCCCCAGUAUGUCACUUUAAUAGACUUUAAAAAUUCUGAACGAGGUAAAAUGACAGUAGAAUGUAUAACUUCAUACAUUUUAUGCCAUAUGAUGCUGUUUUUAAUUUUUCAUUUCCUGUGGUGAGAUACGGCUUUUGGACUUUUUAUUUGAAACUUUUUGUUUUGACUUGUACCUUAAAGCAUUUGGAAAGAUCCAUAAUUCUGAGAGAGAUUUACAACCAGGAGUUGUAAAAACCUGGGUUUUUGUUUUAUUUAGUUAGUUUUGGUUUGAGGGGGUGGGGUUUUUUGUUUUUAAAGACAGGGUCUCACUUUGUAGACCAGGCUGGCCUUGAAAUCACAAUGCUCUGCCUCCCAAGUGCUGGGAUUAAAGGUAUGAGCCACAGACUGGGAUUGUUCCUGUUCAUUUAAAGCCAGCCAUAGUUUAAGAAUUUAUUAGUCUCAGAAAUAAUGUAUGUUUAUGUGUAUAUACUUAAUAAAAUACAUACCUCUAAGAAUGCUGUGCCAUUGAUCUUGGUAACCAGCAGGGGGGGAUAUCUCUUUUAUGACAAGCACACAGAUGAUAGCAUGGUCUGACUUCUGAAAAAUGCCUGGCCAUUCUUCUUAGAGCUUUAUUUUGCUAGACAUCUGUUUUGUUGCGAUCUGUUGUACCUCACAGCACCAUUGUGACCAUGGUGAUGCCUCAUUUGCAUGAUGUGUACAUUUUGUUUAAUGUUAAAUACAUUUUCAUUGAAGAGUCUGA